GCCGUCCCCGCCGCCGCCCGCCACCACCGGCCGCCCGCCCGCCCGGCUCCUCCGGCCUCCGCUGCUGCGCUGCGCUGCGCUGCCUGCGCUCAGGGCUCGGGAGGGGGCCGCGGAGGAGCCGCCCCCCGCGCCCGGCCCCCGCCCGCCGCGCCCGGGCCCGCGCCAUGGGGCUCUGGCUGCCGCCGCCCCCUGCGCCGCCGGGCUAGGGCGAUGCGGGCGCCCCCGGCGCGCGGCCCCCGCGGGCACCAUGAGCCCCCUGCUCCGCCGCCUGCUGCUCGCCGCGCUCCUGCAGCUGGCCCCCGCCCAGGGCCCUGUGUCCCAGCCUGAUACCCCCGGCCACCAGAAGAAAGUGGUGUCAUGGAUAGACGUGUAUGCCCGUGCCACCUGCCAGCCCCGGGAGGUGGUGGUGCCCCUGACCGUGGAGCUCAUGGGCACCGUGGCCAAGCAGCUGGUGCCCAGCUGUGUGACCGUGCAGCGCUGUGGUGGCUGCUGCCCUGACGACGGCCUGGAGUGCGUGCCCACAGGGCAGCACCAAGUCCGAAUGCAGAUACUCAUGAUCCGUUACCCGAGCAGUCAGCUGGGUGAGAUGUCCCUGGAAGAACACAGCCAGUGUGAAUGCAGACCAAAAAAGAGAGAGAGUGCUGUGAAGCCAGACAGGGCUUCCACUCCCCACCACCGUCCCCAGCCCCGCUCUGUUCCGGGCUGGGACUCUGCCCCCGGAGCACCCUCCCCAGCUGACAUCACCCAUCCCACUCCAGCCCCAGGCCCCUCUGCCCACGCUGCACCCAGCGCCGCCAGCGCCCUGACCCCCGGACCUGCCGCUGCCGCUGCCGACGCCGCAGCUUCCUCCGUUGCCAAGGGCGGGGCUUAGAGCUCAACCCAGACACCUGCAGGUGCCGGAAGCUGCGAAGGUGACACGUUGCCUUUCAGACUCAGCAGGGCCACUUGCCUCACAGGCCACGUCCCAGAGGAGGACAACAGGGCAACGUGUUGAGAAGUGCCCAGUCCCCAGACCUCAGUGUGGGCAGAAAGCGCUCCCGGACCUGGGCCUCUCAGAGGACUUUCCAGCCGUCCCUGGUCUCUCCCAAGGCCACCCUCCAACAGGGUGGGCAGCCGCACGAGGAGACGUGUCGGCAGCACCAGGGGUCAUGGACUGACUCGGGAGAGAAGGGGUCCCGUCUCGAUUUUCAACCACCACGUGCAAGCGAGCGUCUUCACAGCUGGCCCCACUGUCCCCUCCCCGAGGCGCCAAUCCUCUGCAGAUACUGGGGACUUGGGCUGCGGUGUUAAGAACUGUGACCCCCAACCCUGAUAAAAGAGAUGGAAGGAUC
Molecule: messenger RNA, 1331 nt
Organism: Neofelis nebulosa (Clouded leopard)
Lineage: Eukaryota; Metazoa; Chordata; Mammalia; Carnivora; Felidae
Gene: VEGFB
Product: vascular endothelial growth factor B
Exons: 7
Coding region: 248-871 (207 amino acids)
Biological process (GO): induction of positive chemotaxis; response to hypoxia; positive regulation of protein phosphorylation
Cellular component (GO): membrane
Molecular function (GO): chemoattractant activity; vascular endothelial growth factor receptor 1 binding; growth factor activity
Source: RefSeq, a predicted model, not a curated record